GUGAGGCGGCUGUCAGGUGUGGUGGACGACUGUUGCUGUGAGUACGAGACAGUGGACGAGCUCAACUCGCACGUGCUACAGCCGCUGCUCACUCAGCUCGUCAACACCACUUUCUUCAAGUACUUCAAGGUUCGCCUCUGGUGUGACUGUCCCUUCUGGCCGGAUGACGGCAUGUGCCACUCCAGAGACUGUUCUGUGGGGGAGUGUAAGGACGACGAGGUUCCCCCCGCCCUCCGCUGCCCCUCCCCGCCCGCACCCUCGCUGCUCCCUGCUGACGUGGACGAGCCGCGCGACGCUGACCUGGACCCGAGUGCAGAUGAGUCAGCGUCUGCUGAGUCAGCGGCGGGGUCGGUGGAUCGAACGGUGGAUCGGAGCGCGUUCCAGGCGUGGGUUGAGGCGGAUAACCCAUGGACGUCUGAUGAUGAGAGUGAUACAGCCUCCCAGGUCUAUGUGAACCUAGCCCUGAACCCUGAGAGGUAUACAGGGUACGGAGGGGACUCCGCGCGCCGCAUCUGGCAGGCCAUUUAUCAGGAGAGCUGCUUCCAGGACGGCACCAAGGACGAGUGCACAGAGCGACGCGUUCUGUACCGGCUGAUUUCUGGGCUCCAUCAGGCUAUAUCAGUCCACGUGGCUGCAUCCCAGAUCUGGGACUCAGCAGCCGGACAGUGGGGCCCCAACAUCACCAUCUUCCACCACCGAGUGGCCAAGUUCCCCGAGCGCCUCGCCAACCUCUACUUUACCUUCCUCUUCGUGCUGCGUGCUGCUACCAAGGCUGCGGAUUUCUUAUCACGAGCAUCGUACGACACAGGCAACCCCUUAGAGGACCACCAGACAGCGGCGCUGGUGCAGCAGGUGGUGCGGAAUGAGCGGCUGCAGGCGGCUUGCCCGUUGCCGUUUGACGAGGCGAGGAUGUGGCGAGGGGAUGAGGGGCCGCAGCUCAAGCAGACGUUGCAGGGGCACUUCAGGAACAUCAGCGUGAGACGGGUGCUUCAGCAGCAGCAGGUGGUGUGGAAUGAGAGGCUGCAGGCGGCUUGCCCACUGCCGUUUGACGAGGCGAGGAUGUGGCGAGGCGAUGAGGGGCCUCAGCUGAAGCAGACGUUACAGGGGCACUUCAGGAACAUAAGCCUGAUCAUGGACUAUGUGGGGUGUGAGCGCUGCCGCCUGUGGCGAAAUCUGAAGGUCCUCUUCCAUUGCAUCCUCACCUAUUUCAACCACUCGCAACCACUCUACACUCCUCCCCAUUCCCACAGCCUGAUCAUGGACUGUGGGCAUGGAGUGGAGCAGUUGAGUCUGCAGCGCAAUGAGGUGGUGGCUCUGUUCAACACGCUCUGGCGCUUCUCCCAUGCGCUCAAGACCACUGCUGAGCUCGUCACCCUCCUGGAGAUGAACCCUCCCCCGGAUGUACCUGCAGUUGGAGCAGCGCCGGUAGUGUCUGUGUCUGGUGCUGGUGCUGUGAGUGGUGGUGGUGGUGGUGGCAGUGGGAGUGGUGUGGGUGGUGCUGCUGACACAGUGCCGCUGCAAAAGACCAGCCUGAGCAUCAUCGACACAUGCGAGUUUCAGCGGCUAAGGCACAUCCGCCAGCUAGGCGUCUGCCACUACGUGUACCCGUCAGCCAAUCACACGCGGCUAGAGCACUCCAUAGGGACCUCCCAUCUGGCCAAUGAGGUGGUGGAAUCUUUAAGGCGGCAGCAGCCAGAGCUGCGGAUCAAUGAUGAUGACGUCAUGGCGGUUACUCUGGCUGGGUUGUGCCAUGACAUGGGGCAUGGGUGCUUCAGUCACAUGCUCGAUAACUCCAUCUUCUCCCACUUCUGCUCUGGAUCCGAUUGGCACCACGAGAAGCGGUCAGUGGAGCUGGUGGAUCGAGUGAUUGACAACAACAACAUCGACAUAGAUCCUUAUACCGUGGCCACCAUCAAGAGCCUCAUUCUACCUGACAAGUCCAAGAGGAAAAGGGACUAUAAGGAGAAGGAAUUUCUAUGGGACAUUGUAGCCAAUGCACGCACGGGAAUAGAUGUGGACAAGUUUGACUAUCUGGCUCGUGACAGCUACUUCUGCAACGUCAAGUCGUGCUUCGAUCACAAGAGAAUAAUUCAGAUGAUGCGAGUCAUAGACGACGAAAUCUGCUUCAAGUACAGAGAGUUGGAGACAGUAAACGAGCUGUUUUGGCUGAGGGCCAAGAUGUAUCGCAACGUGUACACGCACAAGACAGUCAAGGCAGCCGAGGCCAUGAUUCUCGAGGCCCUCACCCACGCCAACCACGUCUUUCGCUUCGGGGAGAUUGCCCUGACACGAGAUCUUGAUAGAUUCUGCCAGCUGGACGAUACGAUUCUGCGGGAGAUUCUGCGGUCUCGGGACCCCAGCUUGGCAAAAUCGCAGGAGAUUCUGAGGCAGCUGGAGCAGCGACAGCUGUACCAGUACAUGAACGAGUUUGUGGUGCCUGUGGAUGCGCUGCAGCACUUCAAGGAUCUCACAGUGGGCGAGCUGCUGCGGCAUGGCACGGGGUCAUACCUGAGGGAGCAUGGUGACCAAGUGAUGGUAGACAAUAUUAAGAUCGACUACGGGCAGGACACAGACAACCCCCUCGACAAGGUCCGCUUCUUCGAUACUCAGGAGCACCGGGACCGGGACGAUCCUUCAAAGAAGCUGUCCAAGUUUCCCAUCCCAUGCCAUCGCAUGAGCACCAUGAUGCCACAGAAUUACAAGGACAUGACCGUUCGAGUGUACAUCAAGACAAGAGAUCAGCGCCUCGAGGAUGCGGUGAAAGAGGCGUUCGUCAAUUACCAGAUGAAGACAUUUGGUCGCGAAGUCAUGCGCACUCCAAGCCGUAAGAGAAUGCGCAGACACCACGAAAAUGGAGGGAUAACCAAUGGGGGUGGAACUGGAACAGAGGAGUUCACGGGGGAUGAUGAUGAUGUGGUUUGUUCACAAACUGCAAGGAAGCUGAUGUGA
This is a messenger RNA of Closterium sp. Naga37s-1, 2949 nucleotides long. The record is from the annotation of a GenBank genome assembly. NCBI's taxonomy places the organism in Eukaryota, Viridiplantae, Streptophyta, Zygnematophyceae, Desmidiales, Closteriaceae.